Manduca sexta (tobacco hornworm) is the source of this 11283-nucleotide messenger RNA. Its product is annotated as motile sperm domain-containing protein 2-like. NCBI's taxonomy places the organism in Eukaryota, Metazoa, Arthropoda, Insecta, Lepidoptera, Sphingidae. The record is from RefSeq and is a predicted model, not a curated record.
AGACGAGACAGAGAGUUAUUCAGUUUAGAUUUUCUUAUAGGAUUCUUAUUGGUUCUACAUUGAAUUAAAUUAAUUUUAAUUGAAUAAAAUUAAUCAUAAUAUUUAAACACUUAAUCUGACCGGAACAAGGAUUAUCGGCUAGGUACUUGAAUAAGUACCUACCUUUGUACAUCGGACCUUGAAGACCAAUUGACAAAUCACGAAGCAAUUGAUGACAUUUAUAAAUGUCACAAAAAUCCACCAUAGAACCUUCGUGUGUUUAAACAAUUAACGUUACUAAAAUUAAAUAAAUUUAAUACGAAAUGGCUACGCCGGCAGACGUUCGCGCGUUAUUUGAGGCUCGUUUAAGAGAGUCCAACGCGGAUUUUCAUCCAGCCGAUCUUGAACGAGUGAAAGACGACAAAUAUAUCAAGCGAAUUCUUACUCAUCAAGAGAAAGAUGUAAAGGAGUCCGCCGAUAUGCUCUGGGAUAUUUUAACUUGGAGAAAAAGCGUCGGCGCGUCCGAUAUUAAUGACAGUAACAUACGUUUAGACUAUGUGAAGGAAGGACUUUUUUUCCCACGGGGUCGAGACGUCGAUGGCUGUUUGCUACUGAUUUUUAAAUCGAAAAUGCACGUCAAAGGUCAAAGGGAUUACGAAGAAAUAAAAAAAAUAAUGAUUUAUUGGUUCGACAGAGUGGAAAGGGAAGAAAAUGGUAAGAAAAUUUCAAUGUUUUUUGAUAUGGAUGGCAGUGGAUUAGGAAAUAUGGAUAUGGAGUUAGUUAAAUACCUGAUCACACUCUUUAAAUGCUACUAUCCAUAUUUCCUCAACUAUAUAGUAAUUUACAACAUGCCAUGGGUCCUAUCUGCUGCAUUUAAGGUUGUCAAAACAUUAUUGCCAGCAAAAGCUGGAAAAAUGAAAUUUGUCACAAAAGAUACUUUGAAGGACAUAGUAGCGCCAGAACAAGCUUUAACCUGCUGGGGAGGGAAGGAUAACUAUGUUUUUGAGUUUAUACCUGAGAAUAGAAGUAACACAGAACACACUCCAAAGAAGGUGACAUUUGCCGAACAAGGUGAUGGGCAACAUUCCCCUGGAGAGAUGUUACGACUCGUUCCAAACGACACUAUAACAUUUAAGUAUGAAAAUGAUGAUAUAUCUGGCCAGUUUACGAUCACCAACAUGGAUGAGAGUGCUAUUUCCUUCAAAAUAAGAACUACAUCUCCAGAGAAGUUUAGAGUCCGGCCCAGCUCGGGAACACUUGUCCCGGGAGCGGUCCAAACAGUAAUCAUAGUUGUGCAACCAGGCUUCCAACUCAGAACAGUAACAAAGGACAGAUUCUUGGUAAUGUCAGUACAGAUACCGAAAUCUGAUUUGUCACCAAAAGAACUGGCCGACGUGUGGCAAAACUCUACAAGCAGUAAAGUGGAUGAGUAUCGCCUCAAAUGCCACUUCCCAGACAAGGAAUUGCCCAAAAAUGGAAAUGUUGUUGAGAAAAUUCCAGAAAAAGAUUCAGUUACCAACGCACUCAAUAAUUUGCAAGUUAAUUAUGAGUUGUUACAACGGCAACUGCAGAAGCUCAAGGUAUUCCAAUUUCUUACUCUAAUGAUGACAGCAGUCGCUGUUGUUCUUGGCUAUUUGAUAUACAAAAACACAAGUGAAGAAGGAAGGUAUUGCGAGCGAAUGUAGCCUUUAAACCUAGUGGUGUUUGAGGCCACUUUGGAGGCUGAGGUGGUACUCAGUCUGUUCUUAGCUGUCAUAUUUACGGUUAAUGUUAUAAUUUAUUUGAUUUAUAUGGAAGUUGUUUGUAAGAUUGAGAGGUUACAUGUGAGAGAAUUGGUAGGGUAGGUGGAUAAGUAAGUCUCUAUAACUAGUUCCUAACGUUUUCAAUAUUGUUACCCCUGUGAUAUAUAUAUAAUAAUAUCAGCCCUGUAUUAUAUACUGUCCCACUGUUGGGCACGGGCCUCCUCUACUACUGAGAGGGAAUAGGCCACGCUGGCCUAGCGCGGAUAGGUAGACUUCACACACCCUCGAAAAUUCCUAAUAGAGAAUUUCUCAAGUAUGUAGGUUUCCUCACAAUGUUUUCAUUAUUCACAAAGAAUACACACAUCAUUUUUUAGAAUAGUCAGAGGUGUGUGCCUUUGAAAUUUGAACCUGCGGACAUACCCCUGUGAUGUAUGUGGAAAACUAAUUUUACCGAGCCUUCGAAAUGUUAUCAAAACAAUACAAACAUCUUUAUAAAUCAUAAAGCACAACAGCCUUACAAUUUGUCAGCUCUGUUACUUUUUUUUUACAAUUCUAUAAUUAGGUUCUUUAGGCUGAUUCUAGAAUGACCACUUGCAAGCCAAUGUAUCAAGUUUUAUUCUAACAUAGUGGUUGCUCUCUGGGCUGAUAAAAAUAACCUAACAGUGACUGGUCUGCCUGUUGUAUGCUCUGAAGAAUUUUGUACCAGAAUUUGUAAAUAAGUAUACAAUAAAUGGAUAUCUGAAGCUUGCAUAGUUAAAUGAUUUUUUCCAAUUGCGAGCAGUUUUUUGUCAGUUUAAGUACAUUUAAAGGCCUUGAUGUUAAUAUAAAUACUCAUCAAUUAAUGUAUUACACAGCUAAUAUAGAUGGUUCUAAUUUAUUAAGAAACAUAAUCAAAAGAGUGACUUUUGUACUUGGUCAUAUCUGAAGGUUGCAUAAUUAAAUCAUAUUUUCCAAUUGCAAGAAGUUUUUUGUCAGUUUAAAUACAUUCAAAGGCCUUGAUGUUAAUGUAAAUACAUACCAAUUAAUAGAUUAAACAGCUUAUACAGUUAGUUCUAAUUUAUAUGGAGACAUAAUUGACAAAGUAAAUUUUGUAUUUGGUCUUAUAUUCGAAGCAAUUACUGGCUAAGACAGACAAGUAUAAGCUGGGCCACGAAAUAAAAAACCUGCUAGAGACACCACUUUAUUCUUUAUAAAUAUACAGCCGUAUAAAAUUAUCGCAAAGCUACGCUUAGUUAAAACACAAAUUUACUUGAUCAGCUGUGAGUCAAAACCCGCUAUCUUGCCUCUUGGUUUAAACUAGUUACCGGUGAUGUUUUUGACAGCUAUUUAAGCAAUUCUUAACCAUCUCUUAACGCUAAAACAAGUUUAUAUGUCAGUACUAGAUAUUAGGUCUUGACUACAACGGAAAGGUUUACAUUUUUCAAUUUUUCUCCUAACUGGCUCUAUUGAUUUUUCUUAUCAGACUAUAAAUCUUUACUAUAUCUUCCUUUCUAUAGAGCUGUCAUUGUUGUAUAACGCCCAAAUCAUUCUAUUACACACAAACACCAUCGUUAUGCAUUUAUCCCCGAAGGGAUAUGCAGAGGCGCAACCAGGGCACCCACUUUUCGCCAAGUGUGUUCCGUCCCAUGAUGUGAUAUGAGCCUAUCGCCAUAUCGGGCUCAAAUUCCAAACUCCGGGCUGAUACUGAGCAGAAAAACCCAAAUAUCACUUCCCGACUUGGGAUUCGAACCCAGAACACAAGAGCGCUGUCGUACCGUGCAUGCAGUACAACUACGCCACCGAGACAGUCGGCCAGUCAAUUCAUUCUGUUAUGUUGAUUUAACAAUACAUACUUUCACAAUAUGCAAGCAAAUGUUAUCUAUGAGUUAAGAUAAGAAAAUGUUGAAUGUACUUUGUUUACCAAUUUGGAACUGACUUGUAUUUGAGCGUAUACUAUAGUAGUUUUUACCUGCUGCCCCGCCUGCGUGCAGAAGUUUUUCUGGUAUAAAUAUGAAAAGGAAUAAAAGAGAAUGGCGCAAGGGGAAAAGUAGUUUCGUAUUAGUGAAAAAACAGCGAUAGCCUAGUGUGUGGAACGGACUGCCGAGACGAAUAUCCGCAGGUUCAAAACCCAAGGGCACACACUUCAGAGUUGUCUAAAAAAAAAAUUGUGUGUAUUCCUUGUGAAUUAUCGCUUGCUUUAACGGUGAAGGAAAACAUCGUGAGCAAACCUGCAUACCUAAGAAAUUCUCUACAGAAAUUUUGAGGGUGUGUGUAAGGCCUAAUCUCUCAGUAGUAGAGGAGGCCCGUGCAGCAGUGGGACAGUAUAUAAUACAAGGCUGAUGAUGAUGAUUAGUGAAAAAAAAAUCAAAUCAGUUUAGUAGUUCCCGAGAUUAACCCGUUCAAACUCUUCAACUUUAUAUAUUAGUGUAGAUUUCACAAUUACUAUUUACUUGAACAUCGUAAAAUAUGCCCUGUUCUUAUUUAAAAAAUGGCUCCAUCGUUUCAUCAGUGAUUUUGCCAAUGUCAAGUAGGUAGGAGUAAAAAAUAUUGGCAUAAGUUUAUUAAAACAAUUUUCGAUCCGAAGUGAACUAAAAAAAGAUACCAACGACAAAGAGUAAUUGGGAUAACACAUUUGACAUUAGUGUAGACUAACUAAGCACACGCAAUUACAGGAGCGGACAGUAUAGAAAAAUAUGCCCUCAAAAAACUCAAUAGAUAUUUAGAGACUUACUUAUCAUAACUUAUCAAAAUUAUGUAAAAAGGUAAGGUAAUAGUGUUAAGUAUUUAUGUAUUUUUAUUACGAAAGGUUCUUGGUUGUAAUAGAAUAGUGUAGUGUACUUCUUUUUAAAAUACAUUUAUCAAAAAAAUAAGUUUUAAAGUUUUAAAAUUUGGUGAAAAAGGAAGCUGUUAAAUAACAGUAAUAGCAAACUGUGACGUCAUCGACGUGACCGGCUGUAGCGCCGCAUGCGUGAGAAAGAGAUAGUGCGAUACCAACCACGUCCCAACUUUUUAUCACAAUAUUUCGUUAAUGAAUAACUGCUUCAUUUUUCAACCAAGUUUGAUGGUGAUUUCACAGAUUUUUUUUUAAUUAUUUUCUGUUACUUAUAAAAUAAUGUAUAAAGUCAAAAAAAGGAAACUAUAUUAUAGUUUUUACGUAUAUUAUAGGUAUGGUUGUAUUAAGUAGUUGUGUUUGCCGGCCUGAUAUCUGUUGUCCUUUAUUUGCUGUUUUAAUCUGUAAAAAACAUUUUUUUAAUUGUAAUCGCUUGAAAUCGUUCUUUCUAUCCUUUUAAAAAAUAUGAUUGAAAAUACAACUGGUUUGAAAACAGGAGUAUUGACUCACUUCAGACCGGUCAAAGAGUGGAAAUUAAUUGAAGAUAUCAGUGGUGGAUUUAGGUUCUGGGGAUUAGUUGCUAAGCCGUUCCCAUCAUCUAGUUUCCUAGAUAAAUAUCAAAUUAAACUUGAUGCUACAUACCAGCUGGGCCCUUAUUCUGUAUGAUAGUGUAAACGCCUAACGCGGCCGUGUCAUGUUAUCUUCGAGUAAUGUGCGUGGAAUAGUAUUCUGUAAGCCAAAUUUCUAUAGUCCUAAACAUGACGCGUUGUGUUACGUGCUUGUUACACACUGUCAAAAUAACGUGCGGGAUAGAGAAUAAGGCCCCUGACCCGACAGAUGUUCUGUCUAACUAUGCAUUUGAAGCGCGCAUUCUGUCAAUCGCUGACAGUUAUUUCAAACAACUGACAGUUAUGUAAAAUUAUUGUUGUUAAGUUUUCUUAAAUUUUCUAAUAAUCUGCGCAAUUUUUUGAAUUUUUUCUUUCAUAAGAGCCAUCUCCUGACAAUAAUAAACACAACUAAAAAAAAUUUAGUGAAAUCGGUCCAGCCGUUCACGUGUGAUGGCGUGACCAAGGGAAAUGGGGAUUCAUUUUUAUAUAUAUGCUACAUAUUACUAUAAGUUUACUGAGUCAAGGGUAUUAAGUAGAAUAAUCAGUCCUUUUUUGUCCUGUUUUAUUUGGAUAUAAUAUUGACGGUUAAAAGGCUUUAACUUAAACGAUUUUUUUUAAUUACACACACAAUAUCACGCAUUUAUCCCCGAAUGGGUAUGCAGAGGCGCAACCAAGGCACCCACUUUUCGCCAAGUGUGUUCCGUCCCAUGAUGUGAUAGGGGGCGAGCCUAUCGCCAUAUCGGGCACAAAUUCCAGACUCCGGGCGGAUAUUGAGCAGAAAAACCCAAAUAUCACUUUGCCCGACCCGGGAUUCGAACCCAGGAACUCAGAGCGCUGUCGUACCGCGCGUGCAGUACAACUGCGCCACCAAGGCAGUCAAUUUAUAAUUAACUUAAAAAAAAUAAUAAAAAAAAAUAGCCGAUUUUAAAUUUGUAUUACACUUAGUGUCGGUAAGAAAUGUCGCUUAAGUAAUAAGCCUUCUAACCGACGAUUUUAUAAAUCAAGCAAACACUAUAGACUUAGUAAUAAAGUUAUAAAUACCUUAGGGAAUGGAAAAUUCAAUAUUCGACAAAGUUUGUUAUAGCCAGUGUAACUACUGGACAUAUUUAACAUCUCAUGUCUCAGACGAGCGCAGUGGAAUACCAAACACUUUGUAAUUCAAGGUGUUGUUUCUACUGUUUAUGUUCGUAUCGCUUACCAUCAGGCGAACGGCAAGCUCGUCUCGUCAUUCAAAGCAAUAAAAAAUUACAGUCCACAUGCUAUUCUAUUGGACAUUCGCUACCAUCACCUGCAUUGGGGUCACUUGCUGUGAUUGAACACAACACAAUUGGCGGAGUAAUCGCGUAACACACAAAAGAAAGCAGUCGAAUUGGCACCUCCUCCUUUUUAUGAAGUCGGUUAAAAAUCGAAAAUAGUUAAAUACCCUAAUCCAUAAGAGUAGUUUGUAUACGCUGUAAAACAUUAAGUAGCUAAUCUUACUUGAGUAAUUGUUUCGAAACUUAUUUGAAAUUAUCAGUUCGUUAGUUCUUAUCAAUAAUUGCAUAUAAUUUCAACAUGUUAAGAUAAAAUGUGAGUAAUUUGAAAAAUAAUUUCACGUAUUUAGUGUAAAUGCCUUGUUCACCAGUGGCGAAGUGUCGAUGCAACCCCUACCGGCUUUCCUUUUAGGUUUAUUUACGAUUGUCUACGUAAUAUUUUGAAAAUUUUUAAGAGGAACAACUCUGUCAUUCAUGAUUGUUGCGUAAUUUUAACCGUUUACGCAGCGCACGCAACGGAAGCUCUCAAUAGGAGUAAUGUUUCCCCUUUUUUACAACAUUGAUGCUCCGUUCCUAUUGUUCAUAGCGUGAUGUUAUAUAGCCUAUAGACUUCUUCGAUAAUUGGGCUAUCCAGCACUAAAAGAAUUUUUCAAUUCGAACCAGUAGUUCUUGAGAUAAUCGCGUUCAAACAAACAAACUCUUCAGCUUUAUAUAAUAGUAUAGAUCAUUCACACUUUCGUAAAUAUUAUGAGGUGUGAUUUCUCCCAACGUUGCUAAUUCGAUCUUAUGUAAAACGUGUUUAGAAUUUUUUUGCAGUACCAAUUGUUUUUUAACGAUUUCUCUCAAUUUUUCCUUCACAGGAUGUUCAGCAAACAUAAGUAUUAUUUAAUCAGGGUGAUUUAAAAUUUAAUAAAAGCAGGGUUUUUUUAUUUGACGAAUUUAAACAAGCUCAAGUCGUUUCGGAUAACAACUAGCGAGAUAUUGAAGAAAAAACUUUUUUCUAUCACGGGAGGGACUACUGACCUAGCCUUUAAAGGUUAUAGCUCACCCUUUGAGGCUGUUUGGUGAGCCAAAAACCUCUUUGUAAAUGUCAAAUGGUUUUGGGACAUUAAGGGACUGAUAUCUUUAAAACGCACAUAAAAUGUAAAUAGGGAUGAACAGGCUUUAUAGAGUGAAAAAUUUUGUUGGUAUAAGGUAAGUUCGGAUUAACGGGUAAGAACGAUAUAAAAUUACUAACAAAUUCCAUCCUUUUCUAUAUUAAGUGAACUGUAUAUUUGUCCUAUAGUAUUAUUUGUAGUGCCUCCGGUGCCCAUAACACAAGUUAAUUUUUACCAUGGGCACGGGUUACUAAUUGUUUUGUCCUGUACAAAAAAAAAUAACAACGGCUGAAUUGAGGUACUAAUUGGCACUUCGGGCUGUUUGUGUUAAAUAUCGGAUUUAAUUAUGUUUGCCCAACGGUCUAACCCGUGAUCCGAAUUUACCCCCACAUUUAGCGCAAUUUAUAUAGAACAGUGUACAUAUUUUAGCGUUAAAUUUUGCAUUUUUGUCAUGAACAAUUUUUGUUAUUGAUCAGACUAAUGAACCAAGAUUUAUAAAUAUUUUAGGCCUAAUAUAUUUCAUGUACUUUGAUACGUAUUGAGUAAAUAUACUCCAGGCAGGCCUAGUAAGGGUACUCCUGGCAAUGUUAUGUUUUAUUUUAAAUAUUUGCUUUUAUAAUUAUUUCUUAUGUUUACGCGAAUGUUAGACGUUGAAAUUAAACUACUUUUCGGAUUCUAUCGCAGUGUUGCUUGUAGUUUGUAACCGUUCAAAUUACAAACUCUGUUUUUCUUUUGUUUACCCGAACGACAUUAAAAUUAAACUGUUUUUCGGAUUUUAUCGCGGUUUUGAUAUGUCCCCGCCGUGACAUUCAAGGCUGCAAAGUCUUCGAAACGACGGGAGGAAAAUCCGAAAAAUUGUUUAAUUUUAAAAAGUCUGUUAUUAAAAAAUUGUUGUAUAAAUAAUUAAACAAUGAAAAUGACGACAGUAUAACAGAAAUAACUGUAAUUCACUGAUAAGAUUGCUGUCUAUUCUUAGCUAUAGUUGAAUGACUGUAAACAUACUUAUCUAUAAGCGUUUUAAAAUUGUAUGGUUGGGAAAUUUGAUGUCGAUACUCUAGCAAUUGGGGUAACUCAUUCUAUUUACUUCCCGUAUACUUUGUCCGGCUGUCAAAAUGAUUUAGGAAAAUAGACUUUAUUUCAUUAUAAUAAAGUGGCUCUCAAAGGGCUGCUAUUGGGGUAAUUCAUUGAAUGAACUCUUACAGUGUAAUCAAAAUUAAAGAAAAUAGACUUUAUGUUAUGCCUACUAAAAUCGCUCUUAAAGGGCUGUCAUUGGAGUAAUUCAUUAAAUGAAUUAUUGCCAUAUAUUUUCCGGCUGACACAAUAAUUAACGAAAAUAGACUUUAUUUCAUGAUAAUAAAGUCGCUCUUAAAGGGCUGCUAUUGCGGUAAUUCACUGAAUGAACUCUUACAGUGUAUUGUGCGGCUGUCAAAGAAUUAAAGAAAAUAGAAUUUAUUUUAUGCCCAAUAAAGUCGUUUUUCAAGUGCUGUCGGCGGUUGCCUAUCAUUGACGAUUUAUGGGAUUACUUUAUUACAAUCUAAAUGAAGAUGAUUGUUGGGUGUGGAGACGCAUUUGUAUCUAAUGUUUUAACAUUCCAUGUAUAAAUAUAGCGUGUUUUGCAAAAAUCAACCAAAUGGGAAAUACCACAGUGGCCGACGUUAGUGGGUUGCUUUUCGGGAUCAGCUUGUGUAUAUCCGGUUUCAACAGGCAUAAUUGUGUCGACUGUCGAGGGGCAAUCAUCUCUCGUCAGUCGACAUUCCAUCGGACCUCAAACCCCAAUAAAAAAACCUCUUUGUAUUUGUAAGCAUGAUUUUUGCAUAACACGUUUAAAUAGUUAUUGGAAGUUAUGUAAAUUUCUGAAUUACAUGUAAGUAUAGCUCUCCAAAAUAUUAGUCUAUGUUGAUACUAUAGUGCUAAUGGUAAAAGAAAUAUAUAUUUAAAACGGACGUUAUAUUUGUAAGUUUUUCAUCCGUAAGUUUUUUGCGUAAGUUGCUACAUAGUUAUCGUAAACUUCGUAAGUUUGUAAUAUGCCCUAUUUUGCGCAACUUUUUGAACAACUUACGUAUGUAACUAUUAAAAAAACUUACAAAGGUAAAUCCCUCUCUAAGAAAAGGGAAAAUAUAACCCUUUGAAUAACUAGUAAAAUUGGGUUACGGAUAUGGUGAUCGGUGAUAGGAAAGUACAUAUCGACGGUUGAGAGGCUAAUUGACUUAAACGAUAUUUUAUCAAGAAUUUUCAUUCAUCAUCAGCCCUGUAUUAUAUACUGUCCCACUGUUGUGCACGGGCCUCCUCUACUACUGAGAGGGAUUAGGCCUUAGUCCACCACGCUGUAGUGCGGGCAGACUUACACACCUCGAAAUUCCUAUAGUGAACUUCUCUUGCAGGUUUCCUCACGAUGUUUUCCUUCACCGUUAAAGCAAGCGAUAAUUCACAAAGAAUACACACAUUUUUUUUUUAGAAAAGUCAGAGUUUGCCCAAAAUUUUAAUUAGAAUAAAAAAAACAGAAAAAAAACGUGCUAAUUUUAAAUAUAUAUGACACUUAGUGUCGCAAAUAAUGUUGCUUAAGUAAAUGAGCCUUUCAACCGUCUAUAUUAUAGUGUAAACAUCAGUCUUUUACUAAUAUGAAUACAAUCAGAGUCCUAAUUCUCUAUGUCAAUGUCAACUAUCCGCGGCCGUAGUGCGUUAUCUUCGUCGAAAUGGGGUCCAAUAGAACGACUGACGAGCGAUGAUUACCCUCGAUAAACACAAUUAUGCCGGCCGGUUGGAAUAGGAUAUACACAUGUCGAAAACGCGACACACUUGUGUAGGCCACUAUGGUGAGUUUUGACACCUUUUGUACGGUGGUCGCUAUCCGGGCGGAUAUGAAAUAUAUACUACCACUAGCGGGAAAUUGGAUACACUAGUUCUCUGCCUACCUCGAGGAUAGUAGGCGCAAAGAAAUAUUUUGUAAUUUUUUUAAAAUUCUUCUAUCAAUGAUAGCUUAAAUGAUACUUAUUUCGGGUAGAAGACGAUGUAUUUCAUGUUUGCAUUCGACUUGUAAUAAUAUGGUGUGGGAGGAAUAUAAAUUAAUAUAUUAUUGUUUUUAUAGAUGGGAUGACGGGUCUAGGUAUUACUGGUCUAGGACAGUGAUGUCGAAACAAUUGCAGAGAGAGUCAGCUGUCCAUUUUCAUAAACUAAAGUAAAAACCAUAGUUGCCACAAGUUAGGCAAAGUAGCAAAACUGAUAAAGAAAAUGGCCGAAAAUGCCAAUAAUGUUGGGGUAAGUUCGGAUAAGAGAGGUAAGACCGCUUUAAAAUUACUUUAAACCGUAAAUAAGUUAAUCAACAUAGCCACUUGAAGUCUACCGCUGAACACUCAAGUUCCUUAAAGAUGUAAUUUAAUUUGUUCUAAAUGUAUUCUGUGACAAAUAUCUGUGGUACAUUACAAAUGGCACUUUAGCCGGUGUUAGGAAAUGCCGGGCUUAUCAAUAAUAAAAACGGUCUUACCCAAUGAUCCGAAUUUAGCCUAAAAUAUCUGAUAUAUAUGAAAAUGUUUUUUAAGAAUAGGUUAUUUUGCCAAUUGCAGAGAACGGGCCUAUACUAUAGAUAAAAUUUAAAUAUCCUUAACUGUAUAGUAGUUUAGAAAUUAAAUGUAAUUCGUGCUGAGGGUACUCGAAACUAAAAGAUUUUUAAAAAUAUUAUGUUUUCGCCUAGACCCGUGUUAUUGUAAUAAACUUAUUUCUAACCAAAGAGCUUCAUCACAAAUGGUUCAGCUUUAGAAAUUGUGUAUUAAAUGUAAUAAAACCUAAUUGGUAUAUGGA